Stegostoma tigrinum is the source of this 4653-nucleotide messenger RNA. RefSeq names its product epidermal growth factor receptor kinase substrate 8-like protein 1. Gene Ontology annotation, cellular component: ruffle membrane; plasma membrane; vesicle. Gene Ontology annotation, molecular function: actin binding. Gene Ontology annotation, biological process: positive regulation of ruffle assembly; regulation of Rho protein signal transduction; Rho protein signal transduction. The coding region runs from base 216 to 2372 and encodes 718 amino acids. Lineage: Eukaryota; Metazoa; Chordata; Chondrichthyes; Orectolobiformes; Stegostomatidae. The transcript has 21 exons. The record is from RefSeq and is a predicted model, not a curated record.
AAACCUGCUGACAAAGUUUACAGCGUUGAAAGCAACCGCUGAACCUUUGGUUACAGAAUCCAGUUGACUGCCAGGGAUAAGAGUUCCCAAGGAAGGCGACGUGGAGCAACAUGCUGGGAUUUUAUCAGCAGGAAGAGAGGGGUGACUCGUAGAAUGUAGAUGGGCGUGGAUUUCUGUCUUGAGAGGUGAGAACUUUGCCAAUCAAGAGUUCAACGAUGAGCUACGGGUCUAAAGACCUAAAGGGGAUGCUCCAGUAUGGUGAGAAGCUUUCAAAGCCCAGUGGCAGGUCCUUAUAUGAGCAAAGGAAGAAAUAUUCAAAUUCCAACUUCAUCAUGGACGAUGAGUCACAGUACUACGUCAAUCAUCUGACCACCUUCCCUUUGGGUCCUGGCGAGGAGACACAAACUGUGGAGGAGUCCAUCAAAAAGAUGAAGACCCUGGACAGCAAAGGAAGGAUCUGGACCCAGGAAAUGCUGCUGCAGGUCAACAGUUCGGCCGUCAGCUUGGUGGACAUUGAAUCCAAGGAUGAACUGGAGACUUACCCGUUGGAUGCAAUCAAGCACUGUGACUCACUGCUAGACAGCUGGAGAUUUAACUCAAUCCUUAUCCUCAUGUGCAAGGAAGCUCACCAGGCGAAUCCCGAUAUCCACUUCUUCCAGUGCUCCGAGGUCGGGGCUGACCUGAUUAAGAGUGACAUCAACAGCGCGAUCAUGGACCUGAAGAGUGGAGGAAGGAGUGAGAGGCCGAAUGCUCUCAGGCUUAACCAGGAGAAAAUGAAUGAACAAAGGACCUCCCCACCUUCCCCACCCCUGAACAGGGCUCCCAAAGCACCCACGAACUACAACUCCAGCAUAGUGCAAGAGGCGGUGUCAUUACCUCCGUCUUAUACAGCCACGACUCCGAUGGUCAGCACAGAGCUCAAUGGGACAAGUGGAAUCCCACAGGAUAUAUCUGAACAGAGGAUGGUUCGUGAUGUGGCGAUUCUCAAUCACACGUUCGAUGAUAUAGAAGCCUUCAUGGUGAGGCUGCAGAAAACGGCUGAAGCUUUCAAGAUCCUCGACCAGAGGAAGAAGAGCAGAAUGGGGAAGAAGAGGACUUCUAAAGAGUCUGGGGAGGGUCUCCUUACAUUGAGAGCUCGACCCCCAACCCAGGAGGAGUUUAUCGAUGUCUUCCAGAAGUACAAAUACUCCUUCAGCAUGCUGGCUCGAGUAAAGAACCACAUCAUCAAACCCAGUGCAACUGAGCUAAUCCAUUUCCUGUUCGCACCCCUCGACACGAUGGUGCAAACGGCAGGUGUGGAUGUUGCUAGAUCAGUGGUCAUGCCAUUCUUGACCAACGAUGCCAUCCACCUCUUGAACAGCACACUCAGUCAGACAGAGAAGGCACAUUGGCAAUCACUGGGAGACUACUGGACCAAAUCCAGAUUGGAGUGGCCUGCCGAGCACUGGGGAGCGCCGUACCAAAUCCAGUUCCGAUCAGGGUGGCAGCCGGACGAUCUGGAUCCCAACGGAGCUCCGUGGGAAGAUCCCGUGGAGCUGCAGCACAAACACGAGUUGCUACGACUGCAGCAAUCAGGCCCACAGACAGCUCCUGUCAAACAAAGCAAUGGGACUCACAAUGUGGAGACCAAACACAUGAAGUGCAGUUAUGACUUUGUGGCCCGAAACAGCAACGAGCUCUCUGUGUUGUCUGGCGAAGUAGUGGAGGUGCUGGAUGAUUCCAAACAGUGGUGGAAGGUGCAGAAUCAGAGUGGACAGGUUGGCUAUAUCCCCUUCAAUAUCCUGGAGCCUGUACCUGCACAGGAUGUCGUUGACAACUCAUCUCAAUAUGCUCAGAUACACAAGGGGAACCGGCAAACUCCAAAAGGCACGCCACCCCCGACCCUGCCGAAAAGAGCAAGUCAACCCAACCCAGCGCAGGUCGGCUGGGACCCGAACCCUGAGAAUGUCGGUGUGACUCCGAAAGAGAAAGAGCGUAAUGCCCAGAUUAACGUCAUGAAUGAAGAAUUGUUACUGAGGAUUGCAAACGGCAGAACAGCACAGCAUAAGUCCUUCCAGGUCCAGAAGACCCUUGACACCUCAGUCCCUCUGGACUACAAUUCCUCUCCAACUGAAGUCAAGACUUGGCUGGAGGCCAAAGGCUUCUCUCAGAUGACAGUGAAUUCUCUUGGGAUUCUGACUGGUGCCCAGCUCUUCUCCCUGCAGAAAGAUGAAUUGCGGUCGGUGAGCCCAGAGGAGGGCGCCCGUGUCUACAGCCAGAUAAUGGUCCAGAAAUCACUGCUUGAGGAUAAUCGGUCCGUAACAGAGUUGGAGGCUAUAAUGGAAAAGCAGAAAAGAAAGGUGGAUUCUGAAAUAAAGAUGUCGACCUUGUGAGGACAGGAGAAGCACAUCUAAUUCCAAACACGUAGACUUCAAUUUUUGUUUCAGGCAAGUCCUUGGACACCUCAGCUGCCAUGUUAGGUGUGAUGAUGAGCAACAUCAGUGUUGUACACUUCACAACGCCAAAAAUUACAACAGGAAAAUGUACAUAGAAUGUAGAUUGUUUUUCACUUACGGAAAUAUUUUAUUUUGAUAAGAAUCAACCAUUUUAAGGGAUGAAGUAAUACUGAUCUAAAAUUGGUGUCAUUGCUUGGUUGGAAAAAGGCCACCUCUCUAUUCUGGUAGGAUGGUCUUAUGGUUUGGUAUUUAUACCACAGUGACCAAUGAGUAACUUAGAAUAAAGGAAGCAAUGUAUUUUUCUCAAAAAAAAAUCUGACUCCUUGUCAUGUCGAGACAUACCCGCCAUGGUAUUCUCUAGAAGCGUGCUGACAUCUUACUCAACACUUUGGCAGGGUAGGGGGAAAGGCUUGCAUUCCGUUUCUGUGACACAUGCGGGGCAAGAUAAAGAAAUGCACCUGCUGUCAGGUGGCUUUUUGAAAUGGGAAGGGGCAAAGUCAUAAAAAAGAUCUUUUGCGAUCUAGGCGGCACGGUGGCUCAGUGGUUAACACUGCUGCCUCAAAGCCCCAGGGACUUGGCUUCCGUUCCAGCCUUGGUUGACCAUUUGUAUGAUUUUGCACAUGAUGUGUGUCUGCAUUAGUUUGCUCCAGUUUCCUGCCACAGCCCAAGCAUGUACAGGUUAGGGUGGAUUAGCCAUGCUAAAUUGCCCAUAGUGUCCAGGGAUGUGUAGGCAAGGAGGAUUAGCCAUGGGAGCUAGGGGUUAUAGGGUAGGAAGAUGGGUCUGGGUGGGACGCUGUUUGGAGUAUUGGUGUGGGAGGGCCAAAUGGCCUCUUUCCAGGCAUGCAGUGAUUCCAUUAAUUUAUGGGCCAUUUAUAACUGCUUUUGAUGAGAUUUUGAUAUAGUAUUUAGAAACUGAUUUUUAUAAAUGAAUGCACUACUUAUGUAAUUGGUCAGUUAUAAAGAUUUAACCAAUGCUAACACUAGUGCAGUGUGGAGUUGAUGAAGAUUUUUGGAUGAAGCUUUGAAUGUUUACAACUCUUGGUUGGAGUUGCUGGUGAGGGAGACCAAGCCUCCCCUUUCUCAGAAUGUGCUCUCCCAUGAGUGUCCUCCUGACUGUUCCUAACCAAGAAGGGAAUCCCAUUACCCCUGCAGGACUCCUUCAUGAUGUCCACGUCAUUAUUAUCGUCUGUUCUCAAAGCGUUAAUCCCUGCUCAAGAGAGGAUGGCCAGCUGUGUGGCCCUUCUCCUUAAACUGUUGCCAUCUCGGCAGUCAAGAUGCUUCUCACUUAACGUGGGAAAUCCCAAGCGGCAAUGGGGAAAUGGCCGCGUGCAACCAAAGUCUACCAUAAAAUGUUACCAAAGCCAAUCAUGUGCCACAACCUGUGCCAACAACAAGCUUAAGGUUCACUUUCACUUGCUAGAAGUUAUAUUUAUUCACACUCAGGGACCUGUCUUCUCUAAAGAUGUACAGAUUAGGUGGAUUGGCCAUGCUAAAUUGUCCAUUGUGUCCAGGGAUGUGCAAAUUAGGUGGAUUGGCCAUGUUAAAUUGCCCAUAGUGUCCAAGGAAGGGCACAUUAGGUGGAUUGGCCAUGUUAAAUUGCCCAUAGUGCCCAGGACAGGUUAGGUGGUUUGGUUGUUGCUAAAUUGACCAUUGUGUCUGGGGAUGUGCAGGCUAGUUGGUUUGGCCAUGGGAAACACAAGGUUACAGGGAUAGAGUAGGGGAGUGGUCUGGGUAGGAUACUCUUCAGAAGAUCAGUGCAGACUCGAUAGGCUGAAAGGCCUCUUUCUGGGAUUCUAUGAUCAGCCAUAUUGAAACAGGGAGCAGACCCAAUGGUCCGUAAGGCAUCGAUUCAUGUGUCUAUUCCUUAUUUAGCCGAGAUUAUUUUUGCAUAUUUAUUACAAAACAAUCAGCGUGUUUGUUCCAUAGGCAGAAUGUAGCACUGUACCAAGAAAUUCUGCAUCAGAAUCCAAUGGUGAUGGUUCCAUAACCUUAACAGACUGGCAUCCUCCUCCUGACAGUAUACUCACUCCUCGCACAGUUGGAGAUUUUCUUACGGUUUCUUACCUUUAAACUCGGUUUCACCCUGAGAGACAGUAAACAGAUUGCUGCCAGUGUACUUGAAUGCUGCUAUUUAUUUUUCACUUUAAAACCAGAACACGUUGCGUUGAAAUCUUCCUCCUUCUGUAUGAAGUCAAUAAAAUGUACCGAUGGAAAAUGA